AUGUAUGUGAAAUUGUUUGAUACAGCAAUGUUUUACUAUGUUAUUUUUAGUGAAUGUCACUUUGUCAUUUUCAAAUUUCCCGCCGUUCCGUCCCAGUACGUCCCGACGUCGCAGGGGACGGAACACAGAAGACAGAUGCUGUCAUUCGCCAGAGAACAUUACAGGGGACGCUGCAGGAGGGACAUCGCGAGAGCGCAGGACAAGGUAAGAGAAGAACAGAUUCCGGAGCAGCACCGCAUGGUAAGCCCGAGUGUAGCUCGGGGUUACCGCUUGUGCUACACUCGGGAAUACCACCAGGGAGGCUACGGA
Staurois parvus is the source of this 309-nucleotide messenger RNA. NCBI's taxonomy places the organism in Eukaryota, Metazoa, Chordata, Amphibia, Anura, Ranidae. The record is from the annotation of a GenBank genome assembly.